Molecule: messenger RNA, 1095 nt
Organism: Saprolegnia parasitica CBS 223.65
Lineage: Eukaryota; Oomycota; Saprolegniomycetes; Saprolegniales; Saprolegniaceae
Exons: 1
Coding region: 48-1040 (330 amino acids)
Source: RefSeq, a predicted model, not a curated record
AGUACGUAUCGAGAGCACAUCGGCCAUCGCGGCAUCGAAUCGAAACCAUGCUCGGCGCUGUCACUCGUCUCGCGGUCGCCCGCGCGUCCUCUUCCGCGGUCCGCCGCCAUGUACUUCGCCGCCCCGCCAUGGCGCGCAUGUUUGCCUCGGAGGGCAACGACAGCGUGCCAUCCAACACGUCGCGCUUCUUGAAGCUGGUCGACCAGAUUGAGGAAGACGACGCGGUCGAGCUCGACGACGGUGACGAGGUGGUGACCGAAGUCGACCCGCAGGACGAAUUCUUUGUCGACUUGAAUCCAGGCGGCGUGGGCCUGAGCGAGCGCGACGACAAGCGCAUCUUCGACCUCUAUAUGGAGAACCCGCUGAUCAACACGAUCAAGAAGCUCUCGACUGACAACCGCGUGUCGGUCGAGCGCAUCGAAGCCACGAUUGUCUUCCAGGGUCUCGAGCGUGGCCUUACGAUCGAAGAGCUCCGCGAGAAGGUGUUUGCCUUGAAGGAAGCCAAGGCGAAGGACCAAGCGAUGCCAGUGACAGAGGCGGCGGGCUCGAAGGCCAAGGUCCACGGCCGCAACAAGUCGAUUGAAGAACUCGCAUUGGAAGACUGUGACCAUGGCAAGAGCGACGAAGACAUGACGGAAGCCGACUUUAUGACGAACGAAGAGUGGGAAGAGUACAACAAGGAAGACAAGAUUCGUGAGCCCGACUUCAUCUACCUCAGCGACGAACAUGACGAGCUGCCACCGCUGCACCGCCAAUAUGGCAAGCGCAAUUUGUCGGACCAGCUCUCGGUCGCCGAGGCCAAGGCGCUGCAGAUUGGCGCCAUGAAGAACAGGGUGACUCUGCUUCCGAGCUUUGCCAAGUCGCUCAACCCGACGGGCAAGUGGAAGAUCGCGAUCAAGGAUAUCUCAACGAAGCGGUCACCGCUGUACAUGCGCGACACGGACGGGACGCUGCGCCUUGCGACCGAUGACGAAGUCGUCAAGCGCUCGUGGGUGAAGCGCCCGUCGUACUUCCAGGGCAUUGAAAAGUUCGUCUACUAAGAUGUUACCUCCUGUAUACCUAUAAAAGCUUGGUUGGCACGUAUUCCUCUAACCG